AACUAUAUACUAAUAAAAGGCUAUAUACUGAUAAAAGACAAUAUACUAGUGAAGGACUAUAUACUGAUAAAGAAGCUAAUAAUUAUAAAGAAGCUGUUGAUUAUGAAGAAGUUGAUGAUUAUAAAGAAGUUAGUAAUUAUGAAGAAGUUGGUAAUUAUGUAUUAGAAUUAAGCUCAGAAGAAGAAGUAAUGCUUACUGGUUAA
Molecule: messenger RNA, 203 nt
Organism: Cetraspora pellucida
Lineage: Eukaryota; Fungi; Glomeromycota; Glomeromycetes; Diversisporales; Gigasporaceae
Source: the annotation of a GenBank genome assembly